ACAAAUAUUCCUGAUGUAGACGUUGCAUUGCCAUGGAUCAGUGGGUGACGGCGGCUAGCGCCCUGCUGGCGUUCCUCCUGUACUACAACACAUUAGAUGCCGGAUUUGUCUAUGAUGACAGACGGGCGAUCCUCUCCAAUCCGGACGUCAUCGGACACACACCGCUAAAGGCACUAUUUGAAAACGAUUUCUGGGGAACACCGCUCACAGACCCAGGUUCACACGGUUCAUAUAGGCCGCUGUGCGUCGCUACAUAUCGGCUCAAUUACGCUUUUAGUGGAUUCAAGCCAUGGAGUUUUCAUUUUCUAAACGUAGUUUUUCACUGCAUAGCGUCAGCGCUCGUUGUUGUUUUGGCCCGCCGACUGAUGCCGAGUUCCUGUAUACGAGUGGGUGCGGCAGUCGCUGGGCUCACCUUCGCAGCCCACCCAAUACACACAGAAGCAGUGGCGGGAGUAGUAGGCCGAGCGGAUUUGGCGGCUUGCAAUUUGUUUCUCAUAAGCUUCUUACUGUACAGCGAGCACAUCCGAUUACGUGAACGCCAUAAACGAUUAUGCAGACAUAUCUUAAAAAAUAAUUUAAUGCGAAGAUCGAGCUCAAGCAAUGAUCAGCCGUUUCGACUAAGUUGCCAUAGCUUGGUCCAGCAUGUCAUGAUGAACUUUCGUCGAUUAUUGAAAUGUGGUAAAGCGGGCCCUAUGAAAGUGCUAAAUGCCUGGGAAGCGAAAUCCGAGGCAGUGAGACUGAAGUGUCAGUACAGUGGCAGUGUCAGUGAGGACUCCGGUGAACUGUGGCAGUGGAUGACCCUAGCAGGAACUCUUUUGUUUGCCGCGGCUGCUACAUUAUGCAAAGAGCCCGCCAUCAUGGUCUUGCCUCUUUGUGUAUUUUACGACUUUCUGAAAGGAAAUCGCCCAGAAGAUCUCUACGCAAAGCAACGAUGGCGGAGCGUGUGCGCACUGGGGAUGGGGGGAGUGGCCUUACUGUACUGGCGGCUGCGGCUGACAGGGGCGCCUACGGCUUUCGCCGCCGCCGAUAAUCCAGCCUCUCGCGAUCCUUCGUUCCUCACCAGGACAUACACAUUCGCCUAUCUUCCAGUGUUCAACUUCUUCCUCCUUUUAUACCCAUUUCACCUCAGUUUUGAUUGGUCUAUGGACGCCAUACCACGAAUAACAACUCUUUUUGAUCAACGAAAUAUUUCUACCAUAAUUUUCUACGCAAUUAUCUCUAAAGUAACCUGGCGGGCGAUAGUCACCGAAUUCACGAAACGCCAAGAAAAUUCUUAUAAAGAAGCAAAGUACUAUAAGAAACAAAAUUGUAAAAAUAAGCACAAAUGGAAUUACAACUGCAAACAGUACAAUAGACAGGAAUCUAUAGACAGAAAGAAUUACCAUGCACCUCACAAAGAAAACUCGGUUAAGCGGCAAUUGUGCCCUUGCAACGGCUGUAAGCAUGCGUUGACGGAAGAACACACCAGUGCAUGCCGGGCCAUCAAUAACAACAACACAAUGAUGCAUCACUCCACCUGCGUGUGCCCGAUGGAACACAAUAGGACGAAGGUGCAGCCGGUGCAUAGACAGGUUUAUCGCAGCCCUCAAGUGGCCAUGCUCAUGUCUAUAGCAUUAAUGGCACUGCCGUUUAUUCCGGCCAGCAAUCUCCUAUUCUAUGUCGGAUUUGUGGUUGCGGAACGAGUAUUGUAUAUACCAAGUGUUGGAUUCUGUUUAUUACUUGGCCUAGGAGCUGGUGCUUUGACCCGGAGUUGGCACAAAAGUGAAGCUAAGAGCAGAAUAUUCAUGCUUACUCUGCUAUUGGUGUUGUCGGCUAUGUGUGGAGCUACUUUAAGAAGAAACCUCGACUGGCAUGACGAAGAGAGCCUUUUCAAAAGUGCCCUGCGUAUAAAUUCGCCAAAAGCAUACGGCAACCUCGGCAGCGUGCUGAGUGCGCAGGGUCGGGUUGCGGAAGCGGAAAUCGCGUUCGAGAGGGCGCUCAAGCACAGACCUAAUAUGGCCGACGUUCAUUACAAUUUAGGAAUCAUACUGCAAAAUCAAAGGAGAUACGGAGAAGCAAUAAAGAGUUUUGAAAAGGCGAUUAACUUCCGACCUUCCAUGGCGUUGGCCUACGUAAAUCUCGGCGCAUCGCUGAUGGCGGAUGGGCGCCUCGCCGAAGCAGCGAGCGCGCUCCGCGCCGGCGCGCGCGCUGACGGCGUCCGAGUGCGCGAUAGGCGCGAGCACGACGCCGCCCGCGUCUCGGCGCUCGUGCAGCUUGCGGCGCUUCAUUCGCAACGGGGGCACUGGCACAAAGCGCUGUCAGCGUACAAGGAGGCUCUACAGAUACUUCCGACUAGUAACGUUCCCGUUGUAGGGUGGACGAGACAUAACCUGUUGUCCAUGGUCGGCGAAGUGCACAUGCAGCUCCAGCAGUGGGCGCAGGCAGAGCGCAGUUUGCUGUCAGCGCACGUCGCGUCGCCGCACCACGUGGGCACACACGUCGCCAUGGCGAGAAUACUUGCUAGAAAUGCUACCCGGAGUGUGGAAGCGGAAAUGUGGUUUAACAAGGCUCUACUUCUGGCACCAAAUGAUCCGUCAAUAAGAGACCAAUUUGGGAUGUUUCUAAGAUCACAAAGGCGAGUGAGAGAAGCCGCUGAGCAGCACGUUCUGGCAGCGCGCCUGGCUCCGACGGACGGCGUGCGCGCGGCAACGGCGGCGCGCGCGCUGCGGGACGCGCGCCGAUGUCGCUCCGCCGAGCGGUGGUAUGCGAAAGCUGUGCAGUUAAAACCUGAGGAUGCAGAGUUCCAUUCAAAUUUUGGGGCAAUAUUACACUUAAAUGGCAAGUAUGCGGCCGCCGCAACAUCGUACCGUCGAGCCCUGCAGCUACAGCCUAAUGACGAAAUCACCAUCACCAACCUCAAGCGAGUCAAAGCACUUAUGAGUAAUCAGCGCAGAAAAUAAGGACAUGAUUAGUGUGGAUAAAGAAACACAUCAGGUAGUUUAGUGUAUGUCAAUUGCCAAAAUAUACAUCGAUAGAGUUACAGAUUUAUAAUUUUUCCUGAUAUUAUUCGAUUAUUUACGGGUUUAGAAAUAAUUACUUACCUAUUUUAAGUUACGGCAAUGUGUUAGAUACACAUUUCCAUUGUAUGUAAAUUAAACAAUAGUUUCCACGUAACAAGUAGUUAGGGAUACGAAUAAUAAUACAAAUAUUUGUUACAUUUAUGAUAGGUCAGUAUGGAAUUUAUUGCGAUUUGAUUAAUUAUAGGUGGUGAUAUCCGAUUGUAUCAAUACAUUAUUUUGUAUUUAGUUUACCGCAAAGCUCAAAGGAACAAGUAGCCCGAGCGUUUAGUGGUAUGGGCUUUUGGUGAAUGAAUUAAUCGCGCACCUAUAUUUAUGUAUAUUAAAAUAUUGCAGAAUAUGCGGAUAUUGGGCGGUGAACAGAUUUUAUUUACAUUUUAAAAUACUUGUGCGGCCUACAAAAAUGCGUAGGUAAUGGAAUUGAUUUUAUCAAUUUCAAUACAUGGUUGUUAUUUGGUUAUAAAUAAUGGUUACUACACACACAAUAUCUCAGCCAGCGCAGAAUAUACAGUGAAUUUUCAAAAUACUUGUUAUACAUAAUAUAUACAUAGAAUCUACAAAAGUGGCAUGAGAUGUUGACUGCGCAAGUGUUAUUUUAAACGUCCUAUUAAAUUAUGACGAUUAGCAGUUAGACAGCAGCUUGGGCUAUCAAAAUCGCUGCCAACUUAGCUUGGUCUAACUCUACUUAUUCCUAUAUUUUGGAUGAACUUAUCUCGAAUCCAGAAUUAUUUUUUUUUAUCAUCUCUUGCGAGUGUGGCUUUCAUAAAGAAUCACUUAAUAAUCCAUUGCUUACUACGAAAUCACGGCAGCAUGUCUAAUAAACUAUAAAUAUACAGUAUGGUUUGAUUAUUUAAGUCCAAAGAUUACUCAGUUCUAAAAUUAUAAUCUAUCAUUCAUUAACCAAAAAUGGUGUCACUACUCGUACCUACUUAUCAUUUACGCGAUAAAGUUUUGUUCACUGUCCAGCGGUCUUAAGAUGGUCACGCAUUUGUCGUCCAAAGUGUAGUCAUCCGAACUGGGGGCGUUUUUACUCGUCAAAAUGAUAUAGUGGCGUGCCAACCAAUGGUCCAAAUGUGAUCAUAUUUAUUUUAGCCACGUCUCUGUAAUAUGUCACGUCAAUUAUCCCCCGGUUUCAAUUUCCACAAAGCUGACUACCUAAAUUUCGACAUUUUAAAUUGAUUUACAACUGUAAUUGAUAACUAUUGCAUUAUAAUUGAUUAGCUAAAAAAAGUUUCUUUUUCCAUUUAUUAUUGCAUUAAUUUUAUGAAGCCCCAUUAUUGUGAUUUCAUACAAAUCUAUGUAUAUUAUUAAAGGUCUACGUUACAAAGUUAAAUAAGUAGAUAGUCACAAAAUGUAUAUAGAAUUUUAAUAUCAUAACAAUUUUAUACAAGUGCAUAUAAGUAUAUCAAUGUUGAUACUUCCUAUAUACCUACCUGAUUUUAAUACUAAAUCAUUGCUGUUGCAUUUUAAAAAAUUACUUUUUUAUGAUUACUGUUUAGCGUCUUCCAUCUAAUUUUGAAAGUUGACUAUUGCUUCUAAUUCUUGGAAGUUGUAAAUAAACAAAAAAAUGUAAAAAUACCUGUAAAGUUCGACUUAUAGCUGACUCCAAAUAAGAGGAUAUUUCAUUUUUUAUAUACCUAAGCUUAUUUUGAAUCUACAUAAAUAUAUAAGAUUGCUAAAUUGUUUUAUUAGUAAUUGUUAUACUGAGUGCCUAUGAGCUUAAGGGUUUUUAAUGGAAGAUGCUUCCUUACUGACUUCACAUGAAACUUUUAUAAUAUGCCAACGCUAUCGACACGGCCAUGUGCUAUGAGUAUUAUGUUAUCUGCUCAGAUUUAGUUUUAGGAAUGGUAACAAUUCCACUCUAAGUUACAAAAAUAAAAUACCUUGGUAGGUGUACUGAAACCAUUACACAAAACCAUCUCGACGGAUACGGUUGUAUGGCACAUAUAUAGUUUAUGGCGUCUAUAACGGGUUAACAUGCAGAUUAAGGCUCAGGGGGACGAUGAGUAACUGCAUUCCCAUACAGUGUAAAAAGACGUCCAAGUGCUCGUCACUAUCCCAUUACAUGACAUCUUUACACAUAAUUAUGUUAAUGUCAUGUAUUGGGCAAUAACGUGGGGAGCACUAUGUAGCUAUAGUCGGCGCAAUUUGAUAUUGGACAGGUAUUAAUUUACCCUUACAAAUUGCAAGCUAAGACCCAUUGUUUAACUGAAAGUCUUAGCUUCAUAUAAAUACGCAUUUUAAGCUCUUAGCUCAUAGGCUAUAGGUAAGUUCAUUUAUUUCCUUUUGCUAUGCUGAGUAUCGAAAUUAAAAACAUGCAAAUAAUUGCGUCAAUUAUUAUAACGAAUGCUCCAUCACUAAUUAUUAUGUUACUCACACACGCGAUAACAUAUUGGCUGCUUGUUAUAUUUUAAUGGUGUUGUUAGGAAUAUUCCUUUAUUAGCAGACAUAAUUAUUAGUAAGACAGUCAUAUAUGUCAGUAAAAAUCUGCAUGGUUUUUAAGUCAAUACAUAUCUAAAUUCUGGUUUUGUAUAUAUACAUAUUUUCUGUUUAUCUACACACAUAUCAUAAACUGUCUAUGAUGCCUUCAAAAUUCGUAAAUAAUGGCCCACAUUACGAUAAACUGUUUUGUUACAGCAAAUUUCUUAUCUGUGAAAAUGUGGUAAUAGCUCAUUACUAUAUCAAAAUCGAUUUGGUAAUGCAUUUCAAAUUUCGAACAUCUCUGAAAAAAAAAGCAAUUUGAUUUGACCCCUAUUCUAAUAUCCGUUGAGAUGACGUUUUAUUCGAAAUCAAAUGACAAUUGCAUACAAUAUUGACAAAUCUCGCACGUAAGUUGGUAUCGGACGAUAUGGUAAUCGACCCCGACUCUAGUUUGUCUCUGAAUAAAAAAAAAACUACGGAUGCGUGACGUGCGUGAAAAAAGUUUUCAUUUGCCGCCAUUUAACGUACAGUUUAUCUUUUAAUUAGUUUAUAAGUAAAAAAUAAUUUGUUUUGUUGUUUUUAAAGGAACUAUAACAAAAGUUUCGUGUAAAAUGUGCGAUAAAGAUAUUUCGGAGACGCCAUGUCAUAUCCGCGAGUUCCGCCAGAGAGCAAAAUCGGCUGUAAUAUCAAGUUAGUGAAUAUAUCAUAGAAAGUUUAUAAUAUGUGUGUAGAUAAAGCAGUGUAUGUAACUGUACAUAAUUAGGCAUUAAAACACUCGUGUGAUACUAUUAUGAAACUCAUUUCAUUCGUUUCAUAAACCCACACUCGUAUUUUAAUGCCUUUCAUUAUGUAGCAGUCACAUAAACUACUAUUUUGUUACAAUGUAUAGUAAGAAAUGUAUUAUAUUACGAUCAUUGUAAAUAACAUAAUUUUAACUGAUGAAAUCGCUUGUUCGCAUUGGUUAAUUAGAUAUUCUAUGUUACAAUAAUUGUUUAUUUUAUUAUGUUUGUACACUUGUGACAAUAAAUGUAUGUUAUUACGCUUUAUAAGUAAACUUAGAUGACACGCUACAAUAUAAUUUAUAUUUCAGAAACACAACGCCAUACCAAUAUCGACUUUUCUAAUAUUUUAAGCUUUUAUGUACGUGUUUCAGUAAGUACAAUGUGAAAAAACAUCGAUAAGAAAUUAGAAAAUCAAUUUCCAAGACCCUUUUUUUUUCUUGAUAUUUUUUUUAACUAUCAUUAUAAUUAAUGUAGACGUAGUAAUUAUUAAGUUACAGCUGUACCAAGUUACAUAAAUAAAUGUAAAACUUAAUUAAACUCGGUUCUAUAAAACCAUGCCCUUUGGCUUAACUUAGGAAACUGGCGUCACGACCAAAGGCAAAUGGUAUCAAGCAGAUGGUGGAGAACUCGUAAAAGAUAACGUGGCGUAGGAUCGUUAAAUAUAAUUUUAUUUUAUUUCUUCGCAGAUGAUCCGAGUAAUUUCUCAACUCUUGAAUAAAAGCAAAUUAUGCAGCAAUAUUAUUGUACCUGUUCUAGUUGACAUUUAAUUUAAUUUAUUUAAUCAGGAUUUGCAAUAAAACUUCAGUUAUUAAACCUUUGCACGCGGCUUGCCUUGUGCGAUAAUCCUAUAAAUCCUAUUUACAUAUUCGUCCCUAAAAUGCUCAUUCCAGUAAAAUACUUAAAACAAAAUUCCUAGUCCGUUUAAGUAUACGCCAAAUUUUUAUUUUAAAAGUGUCAUGAAAGAUGAAGCAUAAUUACACAUAAAGCCACAAAUCAAAAGCUUAGAACGUUCGGGCAAGCUAAAAAGGUUUACCAAGAAAAAAAAACGAUUAGUAGAUAUAUAUUUGAAGAAAAUUUAUACCAUUUCCAAUCAGAAACGCUAUACCUACCUACAUCUGUACAGGUUGGUUUGGAGACGUGAUCAUUCCUUAAUUAAUAUGAGAUGAUGUAACAAAUUAUUAUGUACAGUGGGUUGUACGCAAGAAGUAGGUAAUAUAAAUAUGGUAACUGCGUGAAGAGCGAUUCAAACAGAUUAAGGGGCAAAUAAAUAAAGAAAAGGGAAUUUUAGUUUUCACAAUUCAGUUGUAUAAAACUUUAGUUUCUUUAUCUCGUGAAUUUAUGUUUACAUUUUUAUAGGUGUUGGAUAAAUAAUAUGAUACCUUUUAUGGUGGUAUAUAUACUUUUUUAUGGUGGUCUCUAGAUAGGUAUCGUUUAAAGGUUUAAUGACAGUAAACUAAACAAUAAGAGUUAAGGAGAAAAAAAACGUAUGAGUCAUUUCAAAAAUAACUAUUAGCAUACCUAAGUUAAUAUAUGCAUAUAACUUUAAAGGCAAUGUUUUUCUAACGAAGUAUUUUUGCUUUUUACUGUGUACCUAUUUUUACUUCGAAUUUUAUAGCAUCAUAUUUUCAUAUCAUUAUAAGAUGUAUUGCUGUAUGUCGAAUUUAUUGUAUUAAACAUACAUUUAUUCGUGAAUUAAUAACUAUCUUAUCUGGCAUAACAGUAACUCGUCGUACCUAAUGGUAGGUAUAAAUAAGAUGGAAAAAUGGAGGAAUUGUAAUGUAAUCAAUAUUGUUUUUAUUAACUAGUAUUUAUGGCGUUAUGCAAGUAAAACUGCAAAUUCCCAAAGUGAUAACAUGUUGAUAAUUUUGUAAAUAAAAGCUUCAAUAUUUUA
Cydia fagiglandana is the source of this 8150-nucleotide messenger RNA. It is a transcript of the gene Tmtc2, whose product is annotated as protein O-mannosyl-transferase TMTC2. The transcript is spliced from 10 exons. Gene Ontology annotation, molecular function: mannosyltransferase activity; protein binding. Lineage: Eukaryota; Metazoa; Arthropoda; Insecta; Lepidoptera; Tortricidae. Gene Ontology annotation, biological process: protein O-linked glycosylation via mannose. The record is from RefSeq and is a predicted model, not a curated record. Bases 33 to 2939 code for a protein of 968 amino acids. Gene Ontology annotation, cellular component: endoplasmic reticulum membrane.